Lasiosphaeria miniovina is the source of this 1071-nucleotide messenger RNA. RefSeq lists its product as uncharacterized. The coding region runs from base 1 to 1071 and encodes 356 amino acids. The transcript is spliced from 2 exons. The record is from RefSeq and is a predicted model, not a curated record. NCBI's taxonomy places the organism in Eukaryota, Fungi, Ascomycota, Sordariomycetes, Sordariales, Lasiosphaeriaceae.
AUGGCUUCUGUAGCGACCACAACCGCCUACAACCCCAUUCUGACGCGCCCGUCAGACUGGCCCGCCUGGUACAACAGCCUAAAGAGGGUCGCCAACGACAGAGAGCUCCUUGACGCCGUCGACAUCAACAACGACGGGCUUCCUCCCCCCAAAGUCCUCCCCUACAGCUUCGAAGACUUCCUCGGCCGUCGGUACCCUCAAGCCACGCCCCGCACCGCUAUUGAACUACGCGACCUAGCCGACAAUGCAACCAUACAGCAAAUGCAGUCCUGGCGUUCGUUUGAGUCAGAACAACGCGAGAAGAAGAACUCCUACGAAAGGGAGAUUGACCUGGUUCGAGAGGUUAAGGAAUGGAUUCGCACGAACACUGCCGCCACGUACAUGAACCUCGCCGAAUCCGACAGAGCGACCCUGAAGGACAUUAUCAGGAAGCUCCAUUCCCUGGCCGCAGGAACAUACAACGCCAACUGGAUGAACACAGUGGUAAUGAAGAGCGCAGAGGCUGAGCUGAAGGGCUCUGAGCAAGAAGACCUGCCCUACUACGCCAACACAUUUAGGCUCGUCUGCGAAGUUGAACCAAGCAGGUCCAACAGCGCCUUCUCUACCUUCAACGGCAAGCCAGAGGGCGAUCGACCAACAUACACAUGCCCUUGUCGACCCGAUGCCGCCUUCCAUAAGCCAGAGAAGUGCUGGGGCCUGCGUGAAGUCAUCACAGAGAAGAAGGGCAAGCACCAUAUCCCGCAGAAAAGGCUCGACUAUACCCGGGAGCAGUUGGAGAAACCUGAGUGGAAAGACCUGACCGAGAAGAUCAAGAACGGCACCACCGAAGGGAAGAAGGACUGGCCGAAAACCGCCGCCAUGAUCUCUAUGAUCAACGCUCUCAACUACGGCCCUCACCCACUCUCACGAUCUGUCAUCUUUGAUACUGGGGCCUCGAUUCAUGUUGUCAACUCGAAGGCGAUGCUCGCCCCCGGUACGUUCACGCCCUCCACGGGUGAUGAUUCCAUUCAGGUCGGAGAUAGCCAUCUAGAAAUUGACGGCAGAGGCACCUGGGUCUUCCCUCGUUGGUAG